Homo sapiens (human) is the source of this 1299-nucleotide messenger RNA. NCBI's taxonomy places the organism in Eukaryota, Metazoa, Chordata, Mammalia, Primates, Hominidae. The record is from RefSeq and is a predicted model, not a curated record.
AUGGAGUCCCUGCGUCCCGGCUCCACGGUGCGGGAGUCCUCCGUGGUGGCUGAAUUCGCCUUUCAGGCCCUAUUGAAUUCGCUGUUGAUAAUCUGCUUCUCCCUGAGCUGCUGUCGCCCACACUCGCCGCUGGCCGUGCUUGUUUUUCUCCUGGAACUGGGGCCGGUGUCCCUGUUGACCUUGUCCCGGGUAGCUGAGCCCAGGGGACUCUCCUUCCUAGGGUUACCGCUCAGUAUCAGCACAGCCACAACGUCCAGCCAGGGAGGGCAUCCGAGGCCCUCAGCACCCACCCCGGGGGUCCGGCCCGCGUCAGGCUGCGAGUUCCCGAGUCCCUGGACCCAGCUGUGCCUGCUGGGGUCAGCGCAGUCUGUGAGCCUCGACCCCCAGCUCCCAGCAAGGCCUCCCAGCAAGGCCUGUCGGAACCCAGCGGAGACCGGCGGCUGGGGCUUGUCCUCGAGCGGGGGCGCAGGACACGGGGCGCGGGGCUCCUGCCCUUGCAGCGUCCUGUCAGGAUGGACGACCCAAGCCAGACGGCGCUCCCUCCCGCCACACCUGGCCGUACUGGCCUCCAGCCAUGCCGGUGCUGCCGAGGCCCCCGUGUGGGACAGGCCCCCGCUCCCGCCCGUCCUCCUGGCUGCAUCUGCACCCGCCCGUACCCGCACCGGGCCUCACUGGCCCCUUCUCAGACCGGCACAGCCAGAAACGGGAAUCCAAGUCCAGGGUUUACCUCUGGGGCCCUGGGGACCACGUGGCUGCCUAGGAAACGCAGCCCAACAGCAGGCUAGCUCCGAGGCAGAAGCCUUUUCUCCAGGAAGGGCCGGCGAGGAGCCCGACAGCCAGCUCCACGGAGAAGGCCUCAGAGCGGGCAGGCCAGGAAUGCCCUCCCGCCCACCCUGGGAGACCGGCCCCUCCUCAGACCGUUUCUGGGAGGUCGAACACCUGUCCACUUUGAUUUUCCCUGACUUCGCAACAUCUGUUUACGAACGGUUUUGCCCAGCUCAUGACUUUUUUGGGGAGUUUUUGUACUAGAACUGUUGAACUUUGCUUAGGGACAUUACACAAGACGCAAACUGCAGGAGACGUUUGGGAGACACACGGCAGGCCUUGUCCGGAAUCUUUUCUGUUUACCGAAAGUUCAUUUGAUUUUCAUGGCCAGUUAACUUGAGGCCUAGGGACAGUGCCGGAUUGCAGCAGGGCAAGGACUAAACAUCUGGACCCUAGGAGAGGAGGAGCCCCCCGAAGCCCCGCCUGCCACGCCACCACCACUCAGCACCUGAGGAGCUCCAGAAGCUUCCAGAA